GCCUACUGCUCCUGGAGAACUAGUGAGUGCAAGUGAUUUUGAAGGAUUUGAAAUUAUUUUCAGCUUAAGAUUAAAAUGUCAAAUGAUGCGGAAGAUCCUGAAGGUGGAGAUGCCAGAACGUCUUUGGAUGCUUCUUCACCGUCUUCCAGUCACCAACCAAGUUGGUAUAGUAGCUUACUUGAGCAGGCAUCCGUUUAUGGUAUAGCUGCAGGGUACUGUCUUUCAGCAUCAUUGCUCUCCAUCAUUAACAAGUGGGCCAUAAUGAAAUUUCCUUACCCCGGAGCACUAACUGCAUUGCAGUACUUCACAAGUGUAGCUGGAGUUCUCAUGUGCGGAUGGCUCAAGCUUAUAGAACCCGAUAAACUUGAUCUUCGAACAAUGUGGCGAUUCCUACCUGCAGCAAUUAUAUUCUACCUAUCUCUUUUCACGAACAGUGAGCUUCUCCUCCAUGCCAAUGUUGAUACUUUUAUUGUCUUCAGAUCAGCAGUCCCCAUCUUUGUUGCAAUAGGAGAGACCCUCUACUUGCACCAGCCGUGGCCAGCAAUGAAAACGUGGUUGUCACUUGGUACAAUCUUUGCUGGUAGCGUGCUGUAUGUCAGUACAGAUUACCAGUUCACGCUUACAGCUUACAGCUGGGCCUUGGCAUAUUUAGUGAGCAUGUCUAUUGAUUUUGUUUACAUCAAGCACGUGGUUAUGACAAUUGGUCUGAACACAUGGGGUCUUGUGCUGUACAACAAUCUUGAGGCUUUGUUGCUUUUUCCUAUAGAGCUCCUUAUCAUGGGUGAAUUGAAGAAGAUUAAGCAUGAAAUUGAGGAUGAGUCAGAUUGGCACAGCUUUCAAGUGGUUUUACCAGUAGCCCUGUCGUGUUUGUUUGGUUUAGCCAUCUCUUUCUUUGGAUUUUCUUGUCGUAGAGCAAUCUCUGCAACAGGAUUUACUGUUCUUGGCAUAGUUAAUAAACUUUUGACAGUGGUGAUAAAUCUAGUCAUAUGGGAUAAACACUCCAAACUUAUUGGAACAGUGGGGCUGUUGAUCUGCAUGUCUGGUGGCGUUAUGUACCAGCAGUCUACAAGCAACAAGCCUAAGGAUGUGAAAGAUGUAAAUCCACAAGUAUCUGCGGAGGAGGAGGAGCAACAGAAACUGCUUGAAAUGCAAAGCAACACGCACAGCAGUGACAGUCAGAAGCAAGAUACAGAAUCUGGAGACGGGAAACAGUAACUCGUUCUUGGAAUUUCCUUCUUCAUUCUUACAUACAAUAUUCAAUUGUACUCUGCAUAGAAACCUUCCUCUUAAUUUUAAUGCCAGAUGGGGGUAACUUCUAUAUCAUUUUACUAGGAAGCAGCUUUUGUGAAUGGAAAAGCAAUCGUAGUGGUG
Messenger RNA from Solanum verrucosum, 1371 nucleotides. RefSeq names its product GDP-mannose transporter GONST3-like. Bases 76 to 1215 code for a protein of 379 amino acids. The record is from RefSeq and is a predicted model, not a curated record. The transcript is spliced from 2 exons. NCBI's taxonomy places the organism in Eukaryota, Viridiplantae, Streptophyta, Magnoliopsida, Solanales, Solanaceae. Gene Ontology annotation, molecular function: GDP-fucose transmembrane transporter activity; antiporter activity. Gene Ontology annotation, cellular component: Golgi apparatus.